AUGCGUCCGGUAGCACGUCUUCCUCUUUCGCGAGUUUUGUCAGGGUGUCGUGGAUUUCAUUCGCAGCACCGCACGCCUGUGUUACCGCAGGUGCCAGCGGCUGAGGUCCAACAGGCUGCAAGUGAGUCGAAGGUGCGCGUUGCUUAUCUUCUUCAUCGUCAACCCGUUGUAAAACCCACACCGCAUCCCCUGGAAAUGGAAAUGGCGUUCCUUCUCCAACGAGAACACCAGCGGUACAGCAGACAUGAGUCAUCCGAGUCAGCAACUCACUUCAUGGCGCAGCGUGGCCAGUCCAUCGACGCACUAAACCGUACGGACCCGCGGCAAAUCCAGUCGAAUUUCUUCGGACUGGAGCUCUAUCAAGACGCCAUGCGGGUUGUGCUGCAGCGGUACAAACCGGAGCGCCGGGUGACCCCGCGUGAUCUUUGGGACCCCGCCACGUAUGGCAGCAGCAACGCCAAUAGUAACGCAAGCUCGCCUCCGACACGUCAUUCGUUGCACCGUAAACUCGACGACUAUUUGCACCUUAUUGUGCGCGACGAGGCCUCUGGAAAGUGGACCGUGCCCCAAACGGUGCUUCGUGAACGCGAAACGCUGCGCAUGGCGGCCGAGAGAGCGAUUGCAACGGACAACGGCGAGGGUUUGGAUUGUUAUGUAUGGUCCAAUGCACCGCAGGCAACGGUGCCAAACGCAAACGAUGGGUGCUGGCUCUUUAUUUACGUUGCUACGUAUUUAAGUGGACGACCGAAAUUUUCAGAGUUUAGGCCGAAGACUAUCGACCACGCAUGGGUCACGCGGCACGAGAUGAUGCAAUAUGAGGAAAAUUUUCAGAGCCCGGAACUGGUGAGGGUUCUGCUUGACAUAUCGGCUGACAGCACAUUUGAGAGUUGA
Messenger RNA from Trypanosoma brucei brucei TREU927, 891 nucleotides. RefSeq lists its product as hypothetical. NCBI's taxonomy places the organism in Eukaryota, Euglenozoa, Kinetoplastea, Trypanosomatida, Trypanosomatidae. Gene Ontology annotation, cellular component: mitochondrial large ribosomal subunit. The transcript has a single exon. The record is from RefSeq and is a predicted model, not a curated record. Gene Ontology annotation, molecular function: structural constituent of ribosome. Bases 1 to 891 code for a protein of 296 amino acids.